AUGGAAACUACGCAGCCGCAGCAGAGAGACUCCAAAGAGAAUAAUAUUGAUAAUUACUAUGUUGAGCAGUUGCAUGGUUCGCUUAAUAAUGAGGAUUUGCACAAAAUAACUGAAUAUCAAAUAAACAUGCAAAAGAAUCUGGACAAGAGUAUAGCAACACUUAAUUCUCUGAAUGAAGAGAGCGCACAAAAAUAUGACGAACUCUUGAAAAAAUACGAGUCAUAUGCAAAAUGUGUUAAAGAGGUGAAGAAUGAUCUGGAGUAUAUUUUUCGAAAGCUUCGGUCAAUAAAGCAAAUAUUAGCGACAAAGCAUUCUGAGGCUUUUGCCGAGGUUGAAAAAAAGUUUCCGAAAAAGGAAGAUGAUGAGGA
Molecule: messenger RNA, 368 nt
Organism: Ambispora gerdemannii
Lineage: Eukaryota; Fungi; Glomeromycota; Glomeromycetes; Archaeosporales; Ambisporaceae
Source: the annotation of a GenBank genome assembly